Acanthopagrus latus (yellowfin seabream) is the source of this 5650-nucleotide messenger RNA. Its product is annotated as nucleus accumbens-associated protein 2. Gene Ontology annotation, molecular function: protein binding; DNA-binding transcription factor activity, RNA polymerase II-specific; RNA polymerase II cis-regulatory region sequence-specific DNA binding. The record is from RefSeq and is a predicted model, not a curated record. Lineage: Eukaryota; Metazoa; Chordata; Actinopteri; Spariformes; Sparidae. Gene Ontology annotation, biological process: regulation of transcription by RNA polymerase II. Bases 875 to 2665 code for a protein of 596 amino acids. The transcript is spliced from 7 exons.
CAACCUAAUUGUCUUUCUCUUCUCGUACUGUCCUCAAAUGACUUUCUCUCUGUCUCAACUCUCCCCUCCCUCCCCUGCUUCUCUCUAGCUCUGCCCAGUCUCUGUCUCCGUCUGUAACUGUAGCCUGUGUUUUUCUCUCCCUCCCACUCCCUGCGACGUAUAGAUACUGCAUUGAUCAGACACACACGCGCAGACACAUGCGCAUGCACACGCACACGCUGAGCCUCCCACUCCUUUCAUCAUUGAUUCGCUCUGCUCUGCUUUCUUUCUCUCUCUUUCUCUCUCUCUCUCUCUCUCUCUCCCCCCACCCCAUUCUCUUUCGCCCUCUCUCUCCCUCUCGCUCUCUCUCUACAGCGGCACUUGUUGAAUUCAGCCCUUGGAGAAUAGGGGGGGGGGAGAGAAACAGAGAGAGAUAAUGACAGGGAGGCAGAGGGAGGCUUUGAGACAGCACUAGAGCAGACAGUGAGCAGAGAGAAUGGGGCUUUGGAGGAUAUAGAGAUAGAUUGAAGAAGGAGGAGAAGAAGAAGAAGAAGAAGAGGAAGAGGAGGGCUGGGGGAGAAAAAAGUCAGACACCCGAGAGAAUCAUCUUUGAGACAGUGGGAAUGACACUUUAAGUGAAAGAGAGAGUCGACCAGACGGAGCACAUCUAAGUGCUCUCCUUCCAUCUCUUAACUACUACUCCUCCUGUGUCCUGGUCCUGACUGCUGCUGCUGCUGCUGCUGCUGCUGGCGGUGCUGGUGGUGUGUUUUGUGUGGUGCCCAAGGCUCCAUGCUGUGUUUUUAACCAGAGGACUGGUUUAUACAGAUGCCUCUCUCCGUGGCAGAGUCUGCAGUGAAUAUCUGAAAUCCCAUCUUCCUCCUCCUCUGCGGCCAACAUGUCCCAGCUGCUCCAUGUGGAGAUCCCAAACUUUGGAGCCACAGUUUUGGGCUCCCUUAACGAGCAGCGCCUGCUGGGACACUACUGUGAUGUAUCCAUCCUGGUCAAAGGUCAGGCUUUCAAAGCCCACCGGGCCGUUUUGGCUGCCAGCAGCCUCUACUUUCGCGACCUCUUCAGCACCUCCACCAAGACCCAGUUUGAGUUGCCCUCCUCAGUCACACCUGCUUGCUUUGAGCAGAUCCUCACUUUCUGCUACACAGGGAAGCUAACAAUGGCAGCUAGUGAACAGCUGGUGGUGAUGUACACAGCUGGCUACCUCCAGAUUCAGCAUAUAGUUGAAAGAGGCAUGGACCUAAUGUUCAAGGCAAACUCACCUCACUGUGACUCGCAGACAGCAGGGUCUUUAGAGGAAACAGGAUCCGAGCCGCAGAGUCCUUGUAAUAACGGUAACGGACUAGCGGUGGCUGCUCUUUUGGGAACGCCAGGCUGGUCUCCAUCCUUACUGAUGCCGCAACGGAAGAUUAAACUCGAAGGAGGCGACCCGACGCCUGUGACGGUACCCUCGACGCAUAGCAAGAUUUCGUCUUCGGAGUUGGGGAGUCGGCUGGCGAGGGCCAGUUCGCUGUUCUACUCGACGGCUGGCGGGACCACCAUCCCCGGUAUGCCUUCAUACCAACUGCAAGGGGCUGGUGGAGGUGGAGGUGGAGCAGGAGGAGGGGUUGAAAGGUCCAGUCCUGGAGCGUCCAGCCUGCCGACCACAGACAGUCCUACAUCCUACCAGAAUGAGGAUGAGGAGUUCGAAGAAGAGCCCUACGAUGGGAUCACAGAGGACGCGUACAGUCAUCUCUUCGGUCGUUCAGCUAACCCCUACGGCAUCCAGGACAAGCCAGAGAUGGCAGCGGUGCCCUUGGCCUUGGAGAACCGCAACUGUGUGCUGAUCCGCAGGGACCUGGUGGCGCUGCCUGCAAGCCUCAUCAGCCAGAUAGGCUACCGCUGCCACCCUAAGCUCUACACUGAGGGGGACCCCGGGGAGAAGCUGGAAUUGGUUGCUGGUACACAGGUGUUCAUGACCCGAGGCCAGCUGAUGAACUGUCAUCUAUGCGCCGGCAUCAAACACAAAGUCUUGCUCCGGCGUCUGCUAGCCACGUUCUUCGAUAGAAACACUUUAGCCAAUAGCUGUGGGACAGGUAUCCGUUCCUCUACUAGUGACCCCAGUAGGAAACCCCUGGACAGCAGGGUCCUCAACGCUGUCAAACUCUACUGUCAAAAUUUCAACCCUAACUUCAAGGAGAGUGAAAUGAAUGUGAUUGCUGCUGACAUGUGCACAAAUGCCAGGCGUGUCCGCAAGCGGUGGCUGCCGAAGAUCAAGUCCAUGCUGCCUGACGGCAUGGAGGUGUACCGUGCAGGAAUGGGCAUGGGCGCUGCCGUGGGCCUGGGCCUGGCACUGGGUGCCCCUCAGCCAGGGGUGCCCCUCCCCUUCGAGCCUGACUUCAAGACCCUGGAGCAAAGGUUGUAUCCAGAUCGCAAGGACCCUCUCAGGACUCACCCACCGCUGAGAGAGGGCAGCCCCGGAUCUGGGGCGGCUGGAGCAGAGGCUGAAGGUGAAGGUGAAGGAGUAGUCCAGGAGGAACAUGAGGAAGACGAGGAUGAAGCCGGGUUAGAGGGUGUAAACGGAUCACUGGGGGCGCCAACUUUGAUCCCAGGAGCUGAGGCAGGCAAUUGUGGUGACACGCCGCCUGAGCAGGAAGUGGAAAGUUUCGGACAAGGUCUGAGGGUGAACGGACAGUGAAUGUCCCCUGGGCUGCCUCUCACAUUGUGAAAUCUGUUUAACACCGCAUUUUCUUUUGCUUGCUCUCUUACUCUAACAUCUCGUCCACCACUCUUUCUUCUCCGCUGUGCUUCCUCAACGGGAAUUAUUCAGCACAACAAAGCUGCGCUCGUAGGUCUUACUAUACAGGAAUCUGUCACACAUGCAUGUGCACACGUGUACACGCACAAUUACUGAUAGUGGAAGUAGAGCAGCGAUAGUAGAAGUAGACACAGGCAUGGCAUUCGCACAAUGAGAAAAUCAACCCUCUCUGCUCCACCCUUUUCUCCAUGUAUUCUGUAUUUACUCAGUAUUUCGGCACCGGCAGCAAUAUUACAAAGACCUGAUAGCAAAACAAAUGGCUGUAAUGAUUCAUUAUUUCAGUGCAAUACAAAAGCAACAAGCUGCUUUGCUGGCAGUUUAUGUGGGGUAUAAAGGUUCCUGAAAAGAAUUCCCUUUUGGUGGAAAGCUUCUUCUGAAAAUAACCCCAUGUAACUCUGGGGGGGAAAAAAACAGAUGAGUGACACACAGCUUGCUUCAAAAGCCCAGUUUUAUCACUUAACAUUGUUGUAAGAUAAAUAUGUAUGAAUAUAUAACAAAGAAUGUAUUAUAAUUAAAGGUCAAGUACUGUAUUACCACCGUCAGACAGAACAAGUUUCUUUCUCAGUUAAAACAGCAUGUCAUUUUUAUGAUAAACAUGAGGACAAGUUUUUUUCUGCGAAGGCUUUAGACUUCUCCAAAAACUCUUACAAAAACAUCGUAUCACAUGUAGUUCUUUUUUCAUGCAUAUUGGCCCGUGACAUAUUGGAUUAGAGUGUCAAUGUGAUGCCUGUGUCUGCUCCAGACUGCCCCCCCUCCCGACCACACACACACACACACACACACACACACACACACACACACACACACACACGACACACACACACACACACGCCACACAUGACACACACAGACAGACACACACACACACCACACAGACACACACACACACCACACAUACAGACACACACACACACCCUAUGAUACUAGCUUUUAAUAUCUGCACCAGUGCAUUUAGAAUACACUGUCCAACAACAACAAAAAAGAUGUAACAAAGCUUUUUAACUUUGAAAAGAAAUCAUUUUAAAACAACAUCAUUCUGUCACAGAGACACGGAGGAAAGGGAGACACGAACAAGAACACAAACAGCUUGCAUGCAUGAAUACAAACAGUGGACACAGAGAAUUACUGAAAAACAACAGCAAAGCCACAAACCUGCAUCGAAAUAUGAAAAACAGCUACUGUUGCCUCGACAUAUGCCAUUAAUACGCAAAAGGACUUUUUAAUCCCGCUUCUUGCUGGGAUCUGACCUCAGUCUGACACACGUUAGAACUGACCUGGGCGUGACCCAGGAUUGUGUUUGACACAGUAUCGAUUGGAUUUGUUUUGUUUUUGUUUCUUUUAAACUACGGAGCGUGCUGUCACCACGGGUAUAUGGAAGAGUACACUACACUGAGUGGUAGAAAGAAACAUGUCAGAGAGAAGCACUGUUUCACCUUGAUGUGAUGUGGUGGUGUGAUUGGCACCAAGACUAUAUAGUCCUGCUUCCAUCCUGUUUUUUUUUUUGUUUGUUUUUUCUGGGUGGGUUGGGGGGGUAAAUUAUUGAAUAAAACUUAUAUGAGCAAUUUCUGCUGGCUUACUGCAUUUGCACUCAAGAUAAAAAGGUUAAGGGGUGGGAAACUAAGAAGUUUGGCAAAAUGUGACUGUAAAGACUGUAAAUUUUCCCCCACUAAAACUGGAGUGGGGCGAUGAGUCGAGCAGGGACUUUAACCUGUAUUUGUCAUACUCAUUUUCUUCUUUUUCUUUGGCAUCUGUUUUGUCACGCUUUCAGCCGCGUGUAGGGACGCAGUCCAAACAGCCUUUCUUUUGUUGUUUUGUGCAUUGAUUUUGAAGAGAUACACUGUUUUGUAAGUUUUUACUUUACUGUUUCUAAUUCAUGUUGAUGUGCAUCUAAUCACAGGUUCAGACCAUCAGAUUCAGUUGAAUGAAUGAACCUCAAAGUUAUUUUAAGGCCAUCAAUAUUUUGGGGGGGAAAGCGUAGCUAUGUAUGAAGAAAAAUACAGUAAAUCUUUUUUUUUUCCUUUGCAGAAAUUGAGUGCAUAAGUUAACAACCAAGUAAAAAAAAAAAAAAAAAGAAACAACAAAAACAGUAUAUGCCCCCCAGAUAUAUUUGAUCUAUCUGUUCAUGUUUGGCCCAGAAAGGUUGGCCCGGAUUAUUCUCUGUUUGUGUUGUCUUGUUUCGGACUCUUUAGGGGAAGCUUUAAGAAAGCCCCUGCACAAGAAACACAGGGUUAUACUUGCACUAGGUAAUGAUAAUAAUAGUAAUAAUGACGUUUACAGUCUUGUUUUUUCUUUUUCUUUUUCUUUUUCUGUCUAUUUUUGGAAGAAAUGUGAUUUGUCAGAGGUAAAACAGGGCUGUGUUAGAAUGGCUGAGAUGAUGAAUGAAUGUAAAUUGUAGCACUGCUUUGGCGAAGGGGUCCAAGCCUUGACCUGAUAUGGUCAAAAAUACUCUUAUAUGACUCAUUUUUUUUCCUCAGUUGUAUACAAAAAUUAAUAUUGGCCACAGUAUAAAUAUAAUUUGACUGUGAGGCCAGGUGAUGGUCUAACCAAAACCUUUUGUGAUUUUCUUUUUCUUUUUGUGACUAAUGUGAAAAGGUCUUCCAGUGCGACGAACAGCAGGGAGCAUUUCUCUAAUAUACAGAAAACUGAGCGAAGCUUGAGUACAGGAUUUUAUUUUUUAAAGUAUUUUGACAGUUGUGUACUGUAUGUCUGUAAUGUUGGAAAUCUUCACAAAAACUGAAAAGAUCCGGAAAUCUUCCUGUACAGAUACACAUUGAGGUUUAACAAAAUUAUGUUUUUCUUUUAUUUUUUUUCCUACAAGUUCUUAAAGAUUCUCUUGUUUAAAAAAUAAUAAAAUAAAUAAAGAUA